Molecule: messenger RNA, 2210 nt
Organism: Cyprinus carpio (common carp)
Lineage: Eukaryota; Metazoa; Chordata; Actinopteri; Cypriniformes; Cyprinidae
Gene: fmr1
Product: FMRP translational regulator 1
Biological process (GO): regulation of mRNA stability; DNA damage response; regulation of modification of synaptic structure
Cellular component (GO): neuronal ribonucleoprotein granule; axon; nucleus
Molecular function (GO): protein homodimerization activity; mRNA 3'-UTR binding; translation regulator activity
Source: RefSeq, a predicted model, not a curated record
CGGGCCCGUGUCACGUGACGGGGGAAAUAGGGAGGCUCUUGUGUUUACAUCAAUGCAUUCAACAGCGGCUGCUACGGAGCGUCUACACAUCAAUGUUUUUGCUGUCAUUUUUUUAAAAACGAGCCCGAUCAUCGGUACACACGGUAAUAUCGAGUCCGUUAGAGCAUAACGCUGCUGUGUGAUAAAGGGAGCGUGCGUCUGCUGCAGCUGUGAUCAGUUGUGUAUUAGAUUACUGGCGUCAUGGACGAGCUCGCGGUGGAAGUGCGAGGAGCGAGCGGAGCUUUCUACAAGGCUCUUAUUAAGGAUGUUCAUGAGAGUACAGUCACAGUGUCUUUUGAAAACAAUUGGCAGCCAGAACGACAGAUUCCUUUCCAUGAUGUCCGGUUUCCACACCCAACCUCAUAAAAAAAAAAAAUAAAUAAUGAAGUGGAGGUUUACUCCAGGGCCAAUGAUAAAGAGCCCUGUGGAUGGUGGCUAGCAAAAGUCCGCAUGGUGAAAGGAGAGUUUUAUGUGAUAGAAUACGCAGCCUGUGAUGCCACGCUAAAUGAAAUCGUCACAUUAGAGAGGUUACGACCUGUGAACCCCAACAAAGCCGCGUCAAAGAACACCUUUCUCAAAAUCAGACUAGAUGUUCCUGAAGACUUAAGACAGAUAAAAUCAUUUAAAGACUCUGCCCAUAAAGACUUCAAAAAAGCGAUCGGAGCGUUUAACGUCACUUAUGACUCGGAAGAAAAGCAGUUGGUUAUUUUGUCCGUUAAUGAAGUUACGGCAAAGCGAAUAGCCAUGUUGAGUGACAUGCACUUCAGGAGUCUGCGCACAAAGCUGGCGCUGAUAAUGAGGAAUGAGGAAGCAACCCGACAGCUGGAGAGUUCUCGGCAACUUGCCUCAAGGUUCCAUGAGCAAUUUGUGGUGCGUGAUGACCUCAUGGGAUUGGCCAUAGGCACCCAUGGGGCGAAUAUCCAGCAGGCCAGAAAGAUUCCUGGGGUCACAACCAUAGAUCUCGAUGAAGAGACCUGCACGUUUCACAUCUAUGGAGAGGACCAGGAGGCUGUUCGGAAGGCCAGAAGCUACCUGGAAUUUUCUGAAGAUGUUAUCAAAGUUCCUAAGAAUUUUGCAGGAAAAGUCAUUGGCAAGAGUGGGAAGCUGAUUCAAGAAAAAUUGCAAAAAUCAGUCUCUGUCAGAGUACGACAGUAACCGGAAAACUAAAAAAAACCCUCUGAAUUACAAUUGCAGGGAAUGGUGCCAUUUGUGUUUGUGGGGACGAAGGAAAGCAUUUCAAAUGCACGUAUUCUGCUGGACUACCAUCUAAAUUAUCUAAAGGAGGUGGAUCAGCUGCGAAUGGAGAGACUGCAGAUCGAUGAACAGCUCAGACAGAUCGGUGGAGGGCCUAGAGCUCUCCCGGGAAGACCUGAGAAAGAAAAACCUUUCAUGGCUGAUAAUGGAAUGGGACCCUCACGAGGUGGCGGCAAACCCUUCGGUCGUGGAGGGAGAGGAAGACGGGGCCCAACACUGACUUCAGGCACCAACUCUGAGGCCUCUAAUGCAUCUGAGACCGAAUCCGACCACAGAGAUGAGCUCAGUGACUGGUCCCUGGCCCCUACAGAUGAGGAGUCCAUGGGUUACCCCAAAAGGGCCCCUGAUGGACGCAAAAGAGGUGGAGGGCCCCGGGGCCGUGGAGGGAGAGGAAGAGGAGGAUACAAAACUGAAGACAUGCACUGGAAUGAGUCCCGCUCCCGUAGUUCCAGAGACUCGAAGCUGAGACCCCAGGAAGACACAUUGCAGAUCCGCAUCGACAGCAAUAACGAGAGGAGCGUCCACACCAGCCGAGGCUCUCAGACUCUGGCAGGAGACACCGGAGGGAACCGGCAGAGACCCAUAAAAGACCGAGGGAUGAAGAAAGACAAGCAGGAUGGCCCAGACAGCCAAGCCGUUAUGAACGGCAUUUCUUAGAGAAUAACAUACCCCCUUCCCCUCAUUCUCCCACUCAGCUCCACCAAUCCAGAUGCUUCUUCAUUAGACACACAUUAGGCCAAAGAGAACCAGGUCAGUAGGGCUGUCGCAAGACAUGACAUAAAGCACACUUUGUAAAUGUUAGUUGGGCUAAAAGACGAGGUCUCUUGGUGUAUGGUGUAUUGGAUUUGGUAGUCUUCACGGAUUAGAGAGACCGGUCUCUAAAUCACAACUGAAGCUACAGGUACAAAAAACUCUCU